AUGGCGACCAAGCAGGGGGUGAAGCAAGCGAAGGUUACAAGGGGAUUGAAGAAUCUCCUGGAGCACCGGACGGGGUACGAAUAUUUCUCCCCCAGGCGAAAGAUAAAAAAUACAUGCACUGAGUGUGGGCAAAACUUCAUUCACAGAUCAAGCCUUUCUGUUCAUCUGAGAAUCCACACAGGGGAGAGGCCCUACAAAUGCCCUGAGUGUGGGAAAACCUUCAAUCGCAGUUCGCACCUUAUUAGCCAUCAAACAAUCCACAGAGGGGAACGACCCUACGAAUGCAGUGAGUGCGGGAAAACCUUCAAUCGCAGCUUAAACCUUAUUAGCCAUCAAAGAAUUCACACUGGGGAGAGGCCGUAUAAAUGCUGUGAGUGUGGAAAAUGCUUCACUAAGAGUUCAGCCCUUUCUCAACAUCAGAGAAUCCACACGGGGGAGAGGCCCUAUGAAUGCCGUGAGUGUGGGAAAACCUUCACUUACAGAUCAGGCCUUUCUAGACAUCAGAGAAUCCACACAGGGGACAGGUCCUACGAAUGCAGUGACUGUGGGAAAAGCUUCACUCAAAGAUCAGGCCUUUCUGUUCAUCAGAGAAUCCACACAGAUGAGAGGCCCUAUGAAUGCAGAGAGUGUGGGAAAAACUUCACUCAAAGAUCAGCCCUUUCUGUUCAUCAGAGAAUCCACACGGGGGAAAGGCCCUAUGAAUGCCGUGACUGUGGGAAAAGCUUCACUCAAAUAUCAGCCCUUUAUGUUCAUCAGAGAAUCCACACAGAUGAGAGACCCUACGAAUGCCGUGAGUGUGGGAAAAGCUUCACUCAAAUAUCAGCCCUUUCUGUUCAUCAGAGAAUCCACACAGGGGAAAGACCCUACGAAUGCCUUGAGUGUUGUAAAACCUUCAGUUGCAGCUCGCACCUUAUUCAUCAUCAAACAAUCCACAGAGGGGAAAGACCCUACGAAUGCAGUGAAUGCUGGAAAACCUUCAAUCGCAGCUCGCACCUUAUUAGCCAUCAAAGAAUUCACACGGGGGACAGGCCCUAUAAAUGCUGUGAGUGUGGAAAAUGCUUCACUAAUUGUUCAGCCCUUUCUCAGCAUCAGAGAAUCCACACAGGGGAGAGGCCCUAUGAAUGCCAUGAGUGUGGGAAAACCUUCUCU
Messenger RNA from Mauremys reevesii (Reeves's turtle), 1149 nucleotides. Its product is annotated as zinc finger protein 470-like. The annotation marks the transcript as partial. The transcript is spliced from 4 exons. Gene Ontology annotation, molecular function: DNA-binding transcription factor activity, RNA polymerase II-specific; RNA polymerase II cis-regulatory region sequence-specific DNA binding. The record is from RefSeq and is a predicted model, not a curated record. Lineage: Eukaryota; Metazoa; Chordata; Testudines; Geoemydidae. Gene Ontology annotation, biological process: regulation of transcription by RNA polymerase II. Gene Ontology annotation, cellular component: PcG protein complex; transcription regulator complex.